Molecule: messenger RNA, 8848 nt
Organism: Otolemur garnettii (small-eared galago)
Lineage: Eukaryota; Metazoa; Chordata; Mammalia; Primates; Galagidae
Gene: PTPRD
Product: protein tyrosine phosphatase, receptor type D
Exons: 42
Coding region: 872-6583 (1903 amino acids)
Biological process (GO): protein dephosphorylation
Molecular function (GO): protein tyrosine phosphatase activity; protein binding
Source: RefSeq, a predicted model, not a curated record
CUUUGCCUUCAGAAUAAUUUGCAGGACCGAGACGGCUCUCCGAUCGCCCUUUCUGCUUCUUCCUCGGCCCCUCCCUUCAGAAAGGAAGAGCCCACUUUGGAAACAAGCGGCACCUGCGGCGCCCCGGCAAAGCCAGCCGCUGACUGACGGCGGCCGGGCAUGUGCCGUCCCUUCUGGCAGUUGAUUCCGGGCCUGUGUGGAAUAGAAAGACAGCUCUUGAUCUGACUGGUGGAAAGGAAAGCGAAGACUCCUCAGGGUUUCCGAGGAGGACCGGAGCGGCUGCUUUAGUGAAGAAAUGAAGAAUCAAAGAAGCAAAGGACCUGUCUCAAAGUCACACGACUAGGAAAUCUUGAGGAGUUUGACACUUUUCAUCCUCCAGCCAUUAAUCAUUUUUUUGGAAGAGGCCGUACACUGGUAGGAAUAAAAGGCAAGCAGUUUCUGGCCCGUGGCAUUCGGUUACCAGUGUCUGACCGACGGCAUGUUGGCACCAGUGAUGAGGGGAGUGAUGGGCUUCGGCUCCAGGUUCCUGUCCUGAGACCAUAGCAGGAUGUGCCUUGGACAAAGGCUUGGACUCCUGGAUCAUCCGGUGACUUCAAAAACCUGGUCUCAGGGUAGUGAACUACUUCUUUGAAUUCCUAACCUGUGAGUUCAUGACAAUGGUGCCUGUUCAUUAACAGAACAACUGUGGUUUUACACUGCCUGAGGCCAGGGACUGUCUGAAAACGCCUACCUACGGUGGCUAAGACAAGGGAGACGUCUGGUGAACGCACCCGUGGGAUCUAAAGAAAAGCUCUGAGAGUGUUCCCGUGGAGAUUCCAGCCCGGACAGCCUCGCUGCAGCGUCAGAGGCAGUGCUUCCAAGCUGCUCGCACAUGCUGCUGCCAAGCUGCAGGAUGGUGCUCGUCGCCAGGCCGCUGCUGCUGCUCCUCGCUUUCCUCCUCCGCACAGAUGCUGAGACACCUCCAAGGUUUACACGAACUCCCGUUGAUCAGACAGGGGUUUCUGGUGGAGUUGCCUCUUUCAUUUGCCAAGCGACGGGAGACCCAAGACCUAAAAUUGUCUGGAACAAAAAAGGAAAGAAAGUCAGCAAUCAGAGAUUUGAGGUAGUAAUAGAGUUUGACGAUGGAUCUGGAUCAGUUCUCAGAAUACAACCUUUAAGGACUCCGCGGGAUGAGGCCAUUUAUGAAUGUGUAGCCUCAAAUGUUGUGGGAGAAAUAAGUGUAUCCACCAGACUCACAGUUUUACGUGAGGAUCAGAUUCCCAGGGGCUUCCCUACCAUUGACAUGGGCCCACAGUUGAAGGUGGUCGAGCGUACACGCACGGCCACCAUGCUUUGUGCAGCCAGCGGUAAUCCAGAUCCAGAAAUCACGUGGUUUAAAGAUUUCUUACCGGUGGACACGAGCAACAACAACGGUCGUAUUAAGCAGUUAAGAUCAGGAGCCCUUCAGAUCGAACAGAGUGAAGAAUCUGACCAAGGAAAAUAUGAGUGUGUUGCCACCAACAGCGCGGGCACUCGCUAUUCGGCCCCUGCCAAUUUAUAUGUCAGAGAGCUGCGAGAAGUUCGCCGUGUCCCACCAAGAUUCUCUAUCCCACCCACUAAUCAUGAAAUAAUGCCAGGUGGAAGCGUUAAUAUCACCUGUGUGGCCGUGGGGUCACCAAUGCCUUAUGUAAAGUGGAUGUUGGGAGCAGAAGACCUGACACCUGAAGAUGAUAUGCCCAUAGGAAGAAAUGUCCUAGAACUGAAUGAUGUAAGACAGUCAGCAAACUAUACCUGUGUGGCUAUGUCAACACUGGGUGUCAUUGAAGCAAUAGCACAGAUCACUGUCAAAGCCUUACCCAAACCUCCAGGAACUCCCAUAGUGACAGAGAGCACAGCUACAAGCAUCACAUUGACGUGGGACUCUGGGAACCCUGAGCCUGUCUCUUACUACAUCAUUCAGCAUAAACCUAAAAAUUCUGAGGAACCUUACAAAGAGAUCGAUGGGGUAGCCACCACACGCUACAGUGUUGCUGGACUAAGUCCCUACUCGGAUUAUGAAUUUAGGGUUGUUGCUGUCAAUAACAUUGGGCGGGGGCCUCCCAGCGAGCCUGUGCUAACCCAAACCUCAGAGCAGGCACCGUCCAGUGCCCCCAGGGAUGUCCAGGCGCGGAUGUUGAGUUCGACGACCAUUUUGGUACAGUGGAAGGAACCAGAGGAGCCAAAUGGGCAGAUCCAAGGAUACAGAGUUUAUUAUACCAUGGACCCCACUCAGCAUGUCAAUAACUGGAUGAAACAUAAUGUAGCUGACAGCCAGAUCACCACUAUUGGCAACUUAGUGCCCCAGAAAACAUACUCUGUCAAAGUCCUGGCUUUUACCUCAAUUGGAGAUGGUCCUCUUUCAAGUGACAUACAAGUCAUCACUCAGACAGGAGUACCAGGGCAGCCACUCAACUUCAAAGCAGAACCUGAAUCUGAAACCAGUAUUUUGCUGUCUUGGACACCGCCACGUUCAGAUACCAUUGCCAACUAUGAACUGGUUUACAAAGAUGGGGAGCAUGGAGAGGAGCAACGAAUUACCAUUGAGCCAGGGACAUCGUAUAGGCUACAAGGGUUGAAGCCGAACAGCUUGUACUACUUCCGUCUGGCGGCUCGCUCCCCUCAAGGCUUGGGUGCUUCUACUGCCGAAAUAUCAGCUAGAACCAUGCAGUCAAAGCCGUCAGCUCCUCCUCAAGACAUUAGUUGCACCAGCCCAAGUUCCACUAGUAUUUUGGUAAGUUGGCAACCUCCACCAGUGGAAAACCAGAAUGGCAUUAUCACUGAAUACUCCAUCAAGUACACAGCAGUGGAUGGGGAAGAUGACAAGCCUCACGAGAUUUUGGGAAUUCCUUCGGAUACUACCAAAUACCUUUUGGAACAGCUGGAAAAAUGGACUGAAUACCGCAUCACUGUGACAGCCCAUACCGAUGUCGGCCCUGGCCCUGAGAGCUUGUCCGUGUUGAUUCGAACCGAUGAAGAUGUUCCUAGUGGUCCUCCUCGCAAAGUCGAGGUAGAGGCUGUCAACUCAACAUCUGUUAAAGUCUCAUGGCGCUCACCUGUGCCCAAUAAACAGCAUGGCCAAAUAAGAGGAUACCAGGUGCAUUAUGUGAGGAUGGAAAACGGUGAGCCCAAAGGCCAGCCCAUGCUGAAAGACGUCAUGCUGGCUGAUGCACAGGACAUGAUCAUUUCUGGGCUACAGCCUGAAACCUCCUACUCCCUCACUGUCACAGCCUACACCACCAAAGGAGAUGGUGCUCGCAGCAAGCCCAAACUAGUGUCUACCACUGGGGCAGUUCCAGGGAAACCCCGGCUUGUAAUUAACCACACUCAAAUGAAUACUGCUCUUAUUCAGUGGCACCCCCCUGUGGACACAUUUGGACCCCUUCAGGGCUACCGUCUCAAAUUUGGCCGCAAGGAUAUGGAACCCCUCACUACUCUGGAGUUCUCUGAAAGAGAAGACCAUUUCACAGCCACAGAUAUCCACAAAGGAGCAUCGUAUGUCUUCAGGCUCGCAGCCAGAAACAAAGUGGGCUUUGGGGAGGAGAUGGUGAAGGAGAUCUCUGUUCCAGAAGAAGUGCCAACUGGAUUCCCUCAAAACCUUCACUGGGAAGGCACUACUUCGACCUCCGUGCAGUUGUCCUGGCAGCCGCCUGUCUUGGCCGAGAGAAACGGUGUCAUCACCAAGUACACCCUUCUGUAUAGGGAUAUCAACAUCCCCCUUAGCCCAACGGAGCAGCUUAUUGUUCCAGCUGACACCACUAUGACACUCACUGGCUUAAAACCAGAUACCACAUACGAUGUAAAAGUACGUGCUCACACGAGCAAAGGGCCCGGGCCAUAUAGUCCCAGUGUCCAGUUCAGGACACUGCCUGUGGAUCAAGCAGUGUUUGCAAAAAAUUUUCAUGUCAAAGCAGUAAUGAAGACUUCAGUGUUGCUGUCCUGGGAGAUUCCCGAGAAUUAUAAUUCCGCCAUGCCUUUCAAAAUUCUUUACGAUGAUGGGAAAAUGGUAGAAGAAGUGGAUGGGCGAGCCACGCAGAAGUUAAUUGUCAACCUGAAGCCUGAAAAGUCCUAUUCUUUUGUGCUAACAAACCGAGGAAACAGUGCUGGAGGGCUUCAGCACAGGGUGACCGCAAAGACUGCCCCAGAUGUGCUGCGUACCAAGCCUGCCUUCAUUGGGAAGACAAACUUGGACGGCAUGAUUACUGUGCAACUGCCUGAAGUCCCUGCCAAUGAGAAUAUAAAAGGUUACUACAUAAUAAUUGUGCCUUUGAAGAAAUCUCGUGGGAAAUUUAUCAAGCCAUGGGAGAGUCCAGAUGAAAUGGAAUUAGAUGAGCUGCUAAAGGAGAUAUCUAGGAAACGCAGAAGCAUCCGUUAUGGGAGAGAAGUUGAAUUAAAGCCAUAUAUUGCCGCUCACUUUGAUGUCCUUCCCACUGAGUUCACCCUGGGAGAUGACAAGCAUUAUGGUGGAUUUACGAACAAGCAACUCCAAAGUGGUCAAGAAUAUGUCUUCUUUGUGUUAGCCGUGAUGGAACACGCAGAGUCUAAGAUGUAUGCGACCAGCCCCUACUCCGACCCCGUGGUGUCGAUGGACCUGGACCCUCAGCCAAUCACAGAUGAAGAGGAAGGCUUGAUCUGGGUUGUAGGUCCAGUCCUCGCAGUCGUCUUUAUCAUCUGCAUUGUAAUUGCUAUCCUUCUUUAUAAAAGGAAGAGAGCAGAGUCAGACUCUAGAAAGAGCAGCAUACCGAACAGUAAGGAGGUCCCGUCACACCACCCCACAGACCCCGUGGAACUGAGGCGCCUUAACUUUCAAACCCCAGGCAUGGCUAGCCAUCCUCCAAUACCUAUCUUGGAACUUGCCGAUCACAUUGAAAGGUUGAAAGCAAAUGACAACCUGAAGUUUUCCCAGGAAUACGAGUCAAUUGACCCUGGUCAGCAGUUCACAUGGGAACAUUCCAACUUGGAAGUAAACAAACCAAAGAAUAGAUAUGCAAAUGUCAUUGCUUAUGAUCAUUCCCGGGUUCUUCUCUCAGCAAUAGAAGGCAUCCCAGGAAGUGACUAUGUGAAUGCCAACUACAUAGAUGGUUAUAGGAAACAAAAUGCCUAUAUUGCAACACAGGGAUCUCUCCCCGAAACAUUUGGGGACUUUUGGAGAAUGAUAUGGGAGCAACGGAGUGCCACAGUUGUCAUGAUGACAAAACUAGAAGAAAGAUCCAGGGUGAAGUGUGACCAGUACUGGCCCAGCAGAGGCACAGAAACCCACGGACUGGUCCAAGUGACGCUGCUGGAUACGGUGGAGCUGGCCACGUACUGUGUUCGAACAUUUGCACUUUACAAGAAUGGUUCAAGUGAGAAGAGAGAAGUGAGGCAAUUCCAGUUCACCGCCUGGCCUGAUCACGGUGUUCCAGAACACCCUACCCCUUUUCUAGCUUUCUUACGGAGAGUCAAAACCUGUAACCCACCUGAUGCGGGUCCCAUGGUGGUGCACUGCAGUGCGGGAGUUGGCCGAACUGGUUGUUUCAUCGUAAUAGAUGCUAUGUUAGAAAGAAUAAAGCAUGAAAAAACUGUAGAUAUUUAUGGCCAUGUAACUUUAAUGAGAGCCCAGAGGAAUUACAUGGUUCAAACAGAAGACCAAUAUAUCUUCAUCCAUGAUGCACUGUUAGAAGCAGUGACUUGUGGAAAUACCGAAGUGCCAGCCAGGAACUUGUAUGCCUACAUUCAGAAGCUGACACAAAUAGAAACAGGAGAGAAUGUCACAGGAAUGGAGCUCGAGUUUAAGCGUCUAGCCAGCUCAAAAGCUCACACCUCAAGAUUCAUCAGUGCCAAUCUUCCAUGUAAUAAAUUCAAAAAUCGCCUUGUUAAUAUUAUGCCAUAUGAAUCCACAAGGGUGUGCCUGCAGCCUAUCCGAGGAGUAGAAGGAUCUGAUUACAUCAAUGCCAGUUUUAUUGAUGGAUACAGACAACAGAAAGCCUACAUCGCUACCCAGGGGCCCUUGGCGGAGACCACCGAGGACUUCUGGCGGAUGCUGUGGGAACACAAUUCCACCAUCGUUGUGAUGCUCACCAAACUGCGUGAGAUGGGCAGAGAGAAGUGUCAUCAGUACUGGCCAGCAGAACGAUCCGCAAGAUAUCAGUAUUUUGUUGUAGAUCCCAUGGCUGAGUACAACAUGCCACAGUAUAUCCUGAGGGAAUUCAAAGUCACAGAUGCCAGGGACGGCCAGUCCCGAACAGUGAGGCAAUUCCAGUUCACCGAUUGGCCAGAGCAAGGAGUGCCAAAGUCUGGAGAAGGAUUUAUCGACUUCAUCGGCCAAGUCCAUAAAACGAAAGAACAGUUUGGCCAAGAUGGACCCAUUUCGGUCCAUUGCAGUGCGGGCGUUGGGAGAACUGGAGUCUUCAUAACACUAAGCAUUGUUUUGGAAAGAAUGAGAUAUGAAGGAGUUGUAGAUAUCUUCCAGACCGUCAAAAUGUUAAGAACACAACGGCCAGCCAUGGUACAGACGGAGGAUCAGUAUCAGUUUUGUUACCGAGCCGCGCUAGAGUACCUGGGCAGCUUUGAUCACUAUGCAACGUAGAACCCCUGACCCAUUCUGGAUUUUUACUGCAGGCCCUUCACUAUCCAUGGAGUCUCUUCUGAGCCAUACAGGGCACUUGAGAAGUCCUUCUUAACUUCUAGCUAACAACUACUUAGUGGGACUAUUACACACAAAACAAAUUAAAAAGAAAUUAUUCCAAGUGGACCAAGAAUUCACCAUUUAAUAAUCUAACCUGAAAAAUAAUAAAAGAGAAUCCUGACUGAUGAGGCAUCUGAAGGAUUUUAUUUACAGAUACCUCAAGGAUUCAAAAUCAAGGGAAGAAGAAAUCACAGCAAAGAACCACCAUCUUGUUCAGGAUUGCUUGAUAGGUACAAGGAGAAAUUGUCUGAGUGCUGCAGUCCAGGGCAAGAUGUGUGCUGACGUGGCUUCUCACAGGGAGAUGGACUCGGCUUCAACAUCACCCCUUCCCACCAUAUUGCUCAUAAUAACAUUUUAGGGGGAAAGUGGGGGGUGUUCAAAAAGAAGGUCCUUGAUUUAGUUUUUUAGUAUUGUAAAGAUACUGCUGACCUGUGCUUCAUUUCUAACUGUGUAAACUUUUUUUUAACAAAAUGUAUCAUUCGAUAAAGUGAAUUUUAAAAAAAAGUUACCUAACUCUUCAUUUUUUAUUUCCAAAUUGUAGGUUUUUUUUAAGCUGUAGAACUGUUAUCUGUGAUAUCUUACUGUAGAAAUAUCAAAUAAUUUGAAAAUGUUUGCACAUUUUUGUGCAAUACUCUUAAUCUACAGUAUCGGUCUCGUCAGAUAUUACUUUUACACUUGUGUUCAGUUUUGAUUGGUGAGAAAGUACCCAUUCUCUUCAAAUAAAGAGAAUUUUUAUUUUUUAUUUUGUUUAGUUUUGGGAAUCAACAGGGAGGCGCAAAGUAUAAAGUUGCUGCUAACAUAUAUACAUAUAUAUCCACAUUGUAUAAGGGUGUCUAUGUAUAUAUAGACAGUGUGUCCACACAAAAAGAUAGAUACAGCUAUCAUUCAGUUCUUCCAUCAUUUAGGUUUUUUUUUUUUUAAUGUAGAAAAAGCUAUUGUAAACAUCUUUUUUCAACUUCUUAAUUUUAUGACAUAUUGGUAUUUCUAAAUAUUCCAAAAUUUUAAUUUUUUUAAAGGGAAAUGAGGAAUGCACAUCAGUGAUUGUCAAACCUCCCCCCCUAAUAUCCCAUCCAAUCUCCCUCAACCCACCCACCCAAUCAUAUUCACAAAUACCAUUUUGUUAGCCAGGCUUCCAACAAAGUUCUAUAAUUCUAACACUCUAGUGCAAUAAAACAAAAAAUCUUAAAUAUCUAAGAGGUGUGCAUGUGGGAAAGGUCAGUGCAUUUCCCUUUAGGAGGGGAGAAUGUUGUAAUAUAUCAGCUAUCAAGUUGUUUAAAAAAAGUGUAUUCAAUCGUAUAUUGUCUAUAAUAUGUGCUAUGAAAUUUGCAUUUAUGAUAUGUAACAGGGGCAAAGCCAAACUCAUGUUACUCUGUUCAGUCAGAAACAUUUUGUGGCAUACAGCAUUCCUGGGAAGUGCUGUACUUUGUUUUUUGUGUUUUUUUUUUUUUUUUUUUUUUUUUUUUGGUUUUAGUUUUGCAUUUAGAGUGCCUUAUAAUUGAUGCCUAUUUUAAUAGCAUUUCUUUUUAGCUUUUGUUUUGUAUUUCCAUCAGUUCUUCAUAUCUGUUACUCUUCCUAUUAAAGCAUUAUCUGUUUACCACAUGUACAAAAACUCUUUGAAUAAUAUGCAUUCCUAGUUUUCAGCCAAGUCGGGGAUGUUAGUGAUUGUACCAGCCCAAAGCACUUGGAUAAUCAGGGCCCUUCUUCCUCUUGUAAUCGUCCACAUCAGGAAAAGCUACUUGUUUUAUUUAUAAUCCCUUCCAAAUCUGCUCUGGAACAUGCAGUAACUGCACCAAACUUAUUUAAGUAACAAACUUCAUUGGCAACUUUGGAAUACAUUUGAUAUUCCAUUAGGAUUUCUCUAAAAGGGAAAAUAAACAACAUAUAACUCCCUUAAUUCUUCCAACAUAACUUCUCUAGGAAGCCAUGGAUGAUGGCAUGAGUUUGCCACAUUUUAGUUAAUUUGAAAGAACCCUCAAAAUAUAUCCAAGGAACUCUUAAAGAGUUUUGGUAUAGACGUAAUACUUCGGUUUAAUUUUAGCUUCGUGGGUGUUCUUCAUGGAGGGAUUUAUGUUUUCCGCAUUUUCCCGUUGCUAGCAGAAUGAAAUCCAAGAGACCAAACACUUGCAAGCAUUGUAUUUGAGCACUUUUGUAAAAAACAAAGAAAAA